Messenger RNA from Chaetomium fimeti, 2289 nucleotides. RefSeq lists its product as uncharacterized. Gene Ontology annotation, biological process: protein sumoylation. The record is from RefSeq and is a predicted model, not a curated record. The coding region runs from base 234 to 2117 and encodes 627 amino acids. Gene Ontology annotation, cellular component: SUMO activating enzyme complex; cytoplasm. The transcript is spliced from 4 exons. Gene Ontology annotation, molecular function: SUMO activating enzyme activity. NCBI's taxonomy places the organism in Eukaryota, Fungi, Ascomycota, Sordariomycetes, Sordariales, Chaetomiaceae.
AUGUUAAACAGGUGGGUGCCCGAAAGUCGAAUCGUUUUAUUCCUACCCCCUCCACUCAUCGGGAGCUUCGUUUGCUGCCAGGGCAACCCCCCCUCCGCAACAUAACCAACCCUAACCAUGUAUUUUCCUUCCUACACAGCAGUGGUUGUUUCUCGCAUUAUGCCCUUCGCUUCUUUACUCCCUUUAUUAUCCGCUUGUGUCCUCGCGUUGUCUGAUCGCAUACCUGCCCCGAGAUGUCAUCUGACAUGGAGCUCGUCCCAGUGCCGGCACUAACCAAGUCGAAACAGUCGCGGGUGUUGAUGGUUGGCGCCGGCGGCAUCGGUUGCGAACUACUCAAGAACCUUGUUCUUACCGGCUUCGGCGAGGUUCACGUGGUCGACCUCGACACAAUCGACCUCAGCAACCUCAACCGGCAAUUCCUCUUCCGACAAGAGCAUAUCAAGAAGUCGAAGGCAUUGGUCGCGAAGGAAGUUGCCGAAAAGUUCAAUCCGGCAGUCAAGAUCGUCGCCCAUCAUGCCAACAUCAAAGACGCCGAGUUCAGCAUCGAAUGGUUCAGCAGCUUCAGAAUAGUGUUCAACGCACUGGACAACCUCGAGGCGCGGCGCCAUGUCAACAAGAUGUGCUUGGCCGCCGACGUGCCUCUGAUCGAGAGCGGGACCACCGGGUUCAACGGCCAGGUCCAGGUGAUCAAGAAAGGCGUCACCGCGUGCUACGACUGCUCGCCAAAGGAGACACCCAAGUCAUUCCCCGUCUGUACCAUCCGCAGCACCCCGAGCCAACCGAUCCACUGCAUCGUCUGGGGCAAGAGUUAUCUUCUCAACGAAAUAUUUGGGACAAGCGAGGACGAAUCGGCCUUUGACCACUCCUCCGAUGCCGAGAACGCCCAAGAGAUCGCGGAACUCAAGCGCGAGUCGGAAGCGCUACGAAGGAUCCGCGAAUCAGUCGGCAGCCCGGAAUUCCACGAGAUGCUUUUCGACAAGGUUUUCAACACCGAUAUCGUCCGGCUGCGGUCAAUGGAAGACAUGUGGAAGGCGAGGAAGGCCCCGGAGCCGCUCAACUACAAGGACCUGCUGGAAAAAGCCAAGGAAGCGUUGGCGUCCAAGGAGGCGGUCUUGAAGGAUGACCAGAAGGUCUGGUCGCUGGAAGAGAACUUGGUCGUCUUGAACGACAGCUUAGACCGACUGAGCAAGCGAAUCCUCGACAUAAAAAAUACACAGGGUGGUCUCGCGGACGCGAUCAUCACCUUCGACAAGGAUGACGAGGACACACUAGACUUCGUCGCCGCAAGCGCAAACAUCAGGUCGACUCUGUUCGGCAUCGACCGCAAGUCUAAAUUUGACAUUAAACAGAUGGCGGGCAACAUCAUACCCGCGAUUGCGACGACCAAUGCCAUUGUGGCCGGUCUCUGCGUACUCGAGGCGUUUAAAGUGCUCAAGGGCGAGUAUGACAGGGCGAGAGAGGUGUUCCUAACGCCAUUCGCACCCGCCCGUCUCUUAGCAUCAGACAAAUCCCGAGUGCCCAACCCAGACUGCCCGGUCUGCAGCGUCUUCCAAACCCGUGCCUAUGUCGACCUGUCGAGGGCAACACUCAACGACCUCGUCGAGGAUUUCCUGAAGCUCCAGUUGGGGUAUGGGGAAAAAGAAAUCUCCGUCAGCAACGAGGUCGGCAUCCUGUACGACCCCGAUGAGACGGACAAUCUUGGCAAGAAGCUGAGCGAGCUCGGCAUCAAGCCGGAUUCCUUCUUAACCAUCACAGACGAAGACGACGAGGAUCCGUACGUCAACGUGGUAGUCGCCAUUCAAGAAGCCAAGGAACCCCUCGAUGACAAGCCUAUUAAGGGCGUCUCAUCUGGAGAGGUCAAGAUCCCAACCAAGCCAAAGAAAACCCCUGCUCCAGAGGCCAAUGGCCAGAAUGGGCGUGGCAUCGAAAACGGUAGCAGGCAGCAAAGCGAAGGGGUGGCCGAGGUAGUACCGGCGAAACGCCCGCACCCGGAAGACCCGGAGGAUGUCGCGGUCGUCAAGAAGGCGAAGACGGUGGCGUCAGCUACGGAUAAGGACGAUGGCGUUGUCGUCCUCGACGAUGCCGCGGGGGGUGCCAUCGUCAUUGACGAUGACUGAAACCUCCCAGAAUGCUGAGGUGGCACAAUAACUCCCCAGCAGCUGCCGACGCCAUGAUAGGGCGGCAGCUCAGGCGACUGCUUGCCGAUCUCACCUCUUUGUAGCGCUGGAGGCUGGUGUGCGUCGGGCCUGCAAUUCGCCCGCUCCUCUUUCUCGUUCUCGCCGACCCCUU